AUGUCUAUGUUUUUGAAUACGUUUGGAGGGAGUAAUCAGGAGGUCUCCCAAGAGAAGAUCGAUGUUGCUGGUGUUCAAUUCGAUGCGAUGUGCACGACGUUCAAUAAUAUCCUGAAGACAUGCAUGGAGAAGUGCAUACCGCAUGAGGGCUACAGUGAGGGAGACUUGACGAAGGGUGAGAUGUGCUGUAUAGAUCGCUGUGUGAUCAAGAUGCAUUAUAGCAAUCGAUUGAUCGGUGGGUUUGUGCAGACCCGUGGGUUCGGUCCCGUCAACUAUCUGCGACACUACGAGCAGUUCCAACCGCCAGCAGACCCUGAUGCCAACUAG
Naumovozyma castellii is the source of this 327-nucleotide messenger RNA. RefSeq names its product Tim12p (gene TIM12). The record is from RefSeq and is a predicted model, not a curated record. The coding region runs from base 1 to 327 and encodes 108 amino acids. Lineage: Eukaryota; Fungi; Ascomycota; Saccharomycetes; Saccharomycetales; Saccharomycetaceae. The transcript has a single exon.